Dichomitus squalens LYAD-421 SS1 is the source of this 1395-nucleotide messenger RNA. RefSeq lists its product as uncharacterized. The record is from RefSeq and is a predicted model, not a curated record. The transcript has 6 exons. The coding region runs from base 138 to 1268 and encodes 376 amino acids. Lineage: Eukaryota; Fungi; Basidiomycota; Agaricomycetes; Polyporales; Polyporaceae.
CCUCUCCCGGCCACACCACCUUGUUGUUCCCUGCCUAGACGGGUAUAGGGACUGUAUAGCGCUAUAACACUAUCUGAGGCGACCCCUUUCGCGGUGGCGACGUUUGCUCGACCCUCCGUAGCUAACACUCAAUCGCCAUGCACCUGAACGGCUAUACGGUUUGGAUCUCGUGCGAUGGCAAGUCCUUACCCGAAUACAAGACGGAGCGCAAAGGAGAAGAUCGAAAUACUAUCACAUGCUACAUACCCAGCGAGACUGGCGAGACGUUCAGCAUUGAAUGGCGCGACUACGUCAACCAGAGCCAUCUCCGCUUUGUCACAAAGGUCGACGGGAGGGCUGUGGGGGGCAACAGGUGCCGCCCAGGGGGCAAAGGCUUGCGGUGGGGCGUCCGGACGAGUACGACGACUCGGCAGCCGUUCCAGUUCGCUCCGCUCCGGACUACGGACGACGAGGAGCAUAUGUACGCCCUCGCCUCGCACGCCGCGCUGGGCGAGAUCGAAGUCUCUGUCAUACGCAUUCGCGCGGAGUACAGAUCUGUCCCGCACACGAUGGGCAAGUUCCGGCCUGUAGAAGCAGUGCACGAGCGAAGUAAGAAGGCGGGGGUGCAUUGUGUAUCGCUGGGCGCUAAUCGUCAAGUACCGCUGAGCAGGACGCAAACGUCCAGUACGCCGCUCAAUCCUCGCGAGGGCCCGGUCGCAAAGUUCGUCUUCCGGUAUCGCCCGAAAGCUCUGCUCCAAGCGCAGGGCAUCAUUCCCAUACCCCUCCCAGCUGCAGACAGGAAGCCCGCACUACCCGACCGGAAGCUCAAGAGACGUCCGUCGUCAGACGGAGAAGGGUAUGGAGAUGCGCAGCCCGCCCACCGUGCUAAGCGUGCCCGGCACAUACAUAACAUCGACGAGGAGGACGUCAAACCUCGCAUCUUCAAGAUCGACCUGUCUGAUGAAGAGGAUGUCAAGCCUGAUAUCGUGAAGGAUGAGCUUUCGGAUGACGACGAGGAAGAGGAAGAAGUCGCAGAAGCGGUGAUUGUAAAGGACGAGCCGUCCGAAGAUGAGAAGGAAGAGGACGAGGAAGAGGAGGAUCUGGAAGUGCUCCAGAGCCAGAUCCAGCAACUGCAGGAGAAGUUGGCGAGGGCUGCGCGGCGAAAGUCUCUUUCUGCGUCGCAAUCCGGAUCGCAGUCGCACGCGCGAAACAUCAAGAAGGAGGAACCCGGGCCGGCGACGCAGCUUGGCGCGGUGGUAAUCGACCUUACUUUGGAAGACGAUGAAUGAGUUCGGCGAGAGUGGGGCACUGGGAUCAAGCUGGGUGAGCAUGGUGUGUAUCAACUUGGCUGUACACGCGCGACGUCUGAUGAAGAAAUAAGACUGUGGUUUCGUCUGUUGUAUGAUUAUUGCAUCC